Molecule: messenger RNA, 3419 nt
Organism: Pogona vitticeps (central bearded dragon)
Lineage: Eukaryota; Metazoa; Chordata; Lepidosauria; Squamata; Agamidae
Source: RefSeq, a predicted model, not a curated record
GCACAGAUAUAAUGUGCAAACCACUCUGCCUAUACGGCUAUCAUGUGUAACCCACUGUACACACAUAUACAAUGAUGUAUGUGUUUAGUGGUUCCUUUCACAUUAUGAUUUAGGACCUAGGCACUUUCCUGGAGGAUCAGGUUCAGAGUUAGGAUCCUGCCAACCAAAAAUGUGGGCGCAAGAAAACAGUCUCCUUCAGCAGCACACCAUCAGAGAAGAAGAUAAGUAGCGCAAGCGACUGCAUCAGCUUCAUGCAGGCUGGGUGUGAGCUGAAGAAAGUCCGACCAAAUUCCCGUAUUUAUAAUCGUUUUUUUACUCUUGACCCUGAUUUGCAAGCACUUCGGUGGGAACCAUCUAAAAAAGAUCCUGACAAGGCUAAACUUGAUGUUUCUGCUGUAAAAGAGAUUCGAUUAGGGAAGAACACUGAAACAUUUAGGAACAAUGGUCUGGCAGAUCAGAUUUCUGAAGAUUGUGCCUUCUCUAUAAUUCAUGGAGAGAAUUAUGACUCCCUGGACUUAGUUGCCAACUCAGCAGAUGUGGCCAACAUUUGGGUGUCAGGUUUGAGGUACCUGGUUUCUCGUAGCAAACAGUGUCUGGAUUUAAUGGAAAGUAGCCAGAAUACUCCACGGUUUGCAUGGCUUACAUCUGUGUUUGAAGCUGCAGAUGUUGACGGUAAUGGGAUCAUGUUAGAAGACACGGCUGUAGAAUUAAUAAAGCAGCUGAACCCAGCCUUAAAGGAGUCAAAGAUUAGGUUAAAGUUUAAGGAAAUCCAGAAGAGCAAAGAGAAACUGACAACUCGUGUGACAAAAGAGGAAUUUUGUGAAGCAUACACAGAGCUUUGCACGAGGCCUGAGGUUUAUUUUUUGCUGGUGCAGAUAUCGAAAAACAAAGAAUACUUGGAUGCCAAUGAUUUGAUGCUUUUUUUAGAAGCUGAGCAAGGGGUUACACAGAUAACUGAAGAAAUGUGUCUUGAUAUCAUUCGGAGAUAUGAAUUUUCAGAAGAGGGGCAGUUGAAGGGUUUCCUUGCAAUUGAUGGGUUUACUCGGUAUCUGUUGUCCCCAGAAUGUGACAUUUUUGACCCUGCACAUAAAAAAGUUGUUCAAGACAUGACCCAGCCAUUAUCACAUUACUAUAUCAAUUCCUCCCACAAUACUUACCUAAUAGAGGAUCAGAUCCGAGGGCCAGCAGAUAUCAAUGGUUAUGUCAGGGCACUGAAGAUGAGCUGUAGAAGCAUUGAACUGGACGUUUGUGAUGGUCCAGAUAAGGAGCCCGUAGUCUGUAACCGUAACAACAUGGCAUCCUUUCUGUCAUUUCAAUGCGUCAUUGAGGUGAUCAACAAACUAGCCUUCAUUUCUUCAGAAUAUCCUCUUAUUCUCUGCUUGGGAAACCACUGCUCUAUUCAGCAACAGAAAGUCAUGGUAAAACAGUUGAAGAAGACUUUUGGCAGCAAGCUUUACACUGAGGUGCCACUACCAUCAGAAGCUUACUUGCCUUCUCCAGAGAAACUGAAAAAAAAGAUCAUUAUUAAAGGGAAGAAGCUGCCUUCCGGCGAGGAUUUGUUAGAGGGGGAAGUCACAGAUGAAGACGAAGAAGCUGAAAUUUCUCGUAGAUUGUCUGAAGAGUGUUUGGGGGCCCCCAAGAGGUCCUGGCUGUGCAAGGAGCUGUCUGACCUCGUCUCUAUAUGCAAGUCUGUCCAAUUCACAGAUUUUGAGAGUGCAAUGAAGAACCAGAAUUAUUGGGAGAUCUGUUCCUUCAGUGAAGCUGAGGCCAGCAGGAUUGCAAAUGAGUGUCCUGAGGAUUUUGUAAAUUAUAACAAGAAAUUUCUAUCUCGAAUCUAUCCUAGUGCCAUGAGAAUAGAUUCCAGUAACUUGAAUCCACAAGAUUUUUGGAACUGUGGCUGCCAGAUAGUGGCAAUGAAUUAUCAAACGCCGGGACCCAUGAUGGAUUUACACACGGGGUGGUUUUUACAAAAUGGGGGGUGCGGUUAUGUCCUUAGGCCUUCUGUUAUGCGAGAAGAGGUCUCUUACUUCAGUGCAAAUACAAAAGGCAUAGUCCCAGGGGUUUCUCCUCAAGUCUUACAUGUCAAAAUCAUCAGUGGUCAAAACUUCCCAAAGCCUAAAGGAGCCUGCGCCAAGGGUGACGUCAUAGAUCCUUAUGUGUGUCUAGAAAUCCACGGCAUCCCUGCAGACUGUACAGAACAGAGAACUAAAACUGUUCAACAGAACAGUGACAACCCCAUUUUUGACGAGAGCUUUGAGUUCGAGAUCAACCUGCCGGAGCUGGCCAUGAUCCGCUUUGUCGUGUUGGACGACGAUUAUAUUGGUGAUGAGUUCAUCGGGCAAUGCGCCAUCCCUUUGGAAUGUUUACAGCCGGGCUAUCGGCAUAUCCCUCUGCGCUCCUUUGUUGGAGACAUCAUGGAACAUGUUACCCUGUUUGUGCACAUUGCUAUCACUAACCGAAGCGGUGGUGGGAAACCCCAGAAGCGCAGCCUGACCGCAAGGAUAGGAAUGAAAACAAGAGACUAUACUAUGCUGAGGAACACAAAUCUCAAGAUUAUAGAUGACAUCUUCAAAUUAGCGGUCCAUCCAUUAAGAGAGGCCACGGACAUGAGAGAGAACAUGCAGAAUGCCAUCCUGUCCGUUAAAGAGCUUUGUGGACUCCCACCAAUUACAAGUUUGAAGCAGUGCAUUUUGUCUUUGUCCUCACGACUCGUCAACAGUGACAAUGUUCCCUCGGUGGCUCUCUGCAUGAAAGACAAUUUUCCUUACCUUGAACCACUGGGGACUUUAACUGAUGUUCAGAAAAAGGUUCUAGCUGCGUAUGACCAGAUGAUUCAAGAAAGCAAAUUUCUUAUCGAAACAGCAGACACUGUUCAUCACAAGAUUGUCCAAUGCCAGAAAGCAGGAAUGGAACUCCAUGAAGAGCUUCAUAAUCUGGGAACAAAGGAAGGCUUGAAGGGAAGGAAGCUGAGCAAAGCCAUUGAGAGUUUUGCUUGGAAUAUCACUGUGCUUAAGGGGCAAGGGGAUCUCCUGAAGAACGCCAAGAAUGAUGCCAUAGAGAACAUGAAGCAGGUGCACUUGGCUUGCUUGUCUUGUGGACUGAGCAAAACUGGAACUGGGAACACGGAUGCCAAGUCCAAAAGAUGCCUCGAGGCAAUUGAAGAAAAGGAGAUGGGGGAUGAGAACGGAAGGCUGUGAAAGACGGCAGUGAUGUCCAGCGUGCCAUAUAUUUCAAUAGUCGGAAAUUAUUUUUUUAAUGCAUUAAAGAGAAAGAAGAAAAAAAGAAAGAUUACACUAGAAUGCCCUCUACAGAGUUUCGGAUGUAUUAUCUCCGCACCAUGCUAGUGUUUUAUUGCAGUUCAUUUAUCUAAGUUUAAACUCUCUAGCAGUGGCAUUUCUAAUAAAUCCAAGCUCUGUGUA